AUGCCUUUACACGGUACAGACAUGGUCUCGGAACCUUCGAAUGGAUCUAAUCCCGAAAAGAAUGACGGUGCUAUGGCUGUGGGCACGCACGAUGCUGUCGUGCCCGGCAGAAACGAUGCUACGGCGCCCGCCGAGAAGUUUGAGAAGGAGGAUGACCCGAACGAGUAUGUCAAGUACCUGGGCUUUUCGGGCACCAAGCUCAACCUCCUCAUCGCAAUCUGUGCUGGUGUUGGUUUCGUUUUGUUCGGUUAUGACCAGGGUGUCAUGGGCAGUUUACUGAACUUGCCGCCGUUCCAGGAACGGUUCCCAGAAAUCAAUGCCGAUCUCGACAAGGUUUACAACACUAGCCACUACUCGACUAUGCAGGGUGCUGUUGUUGGUAUUUACGAAAUUGGCUGUUUCGCUGGCUCCGUCUCUUGUAUCCUAUGGGGUAACUACUUUGGUCGCCGCAAGAUGAUUUGGGGUGGCAGUCUGUACGCCCGUGAACACUGGGACCAUAUCCCACACGUCAAUGCGUCGUGGCAAGUGCCCAUUGCAUUCCAGAUCGUGCUGGUUCUCCCCACCUUCCUCACUAUUUGGAUGCCCGAGAGUCCCCGUUGGCUUAUGCUUCGUGGCAGGGAGAGGGAGGCCCGUCGCGUCCUCUCUGCUCUGGACGAAGUACCUCUCGGCGACCACUCUAUUGAUGUGCACAUCUUUGAGAUCAAACAGAGUCUCGAGAUUUCCAGCAGCGUGCGCUUGCGCGAUCUGUUCAAGCAAGGUGAUGGUCACUACUUCCACCGCACUUGUCUUGCCUUUGUCGUCCAGAUGUUCCAGCAAAUCAGUGGUAUUAACCUGAUCACCUACUAUGCCGGCACAAUUUUCGAGAGCAGCAUCGGCCUCAGCGACAUUCAAUCUCGUAUUCUUGCUGCCUGCAACGGUACCGAGUACUUUUUGGCUUCAAUCAUCGCGAUUUUCACUAUCGAGAGGGUCGGCCGCAGGAAGCUCAUGAUCUGGACCGCGUUGGGUAUGGCGUGUACGAUGGGCAUUCUUUGUGCGCUUUUGAGCCACAGGGCGCUUGAAAUGUCUGGUUCGGAAUAUGACCCUGCAACCGCCCAAAACAAGGGCCCUGCUAUCGCCGCUUGUGUCUUCCUCUUUGUCUUCAACUCGUUCUUCGCCAUUGGAUGGCUGGGCAUGACGUGGCUGUACCCUGCCGAAUGCACUCCUCUUCCCAUUCGUGCACAAGCAAACGGUAUCUCGACGAGUGCCAACUGGCUCUUCAACUUUAUGGUCGUCAUGAUUACCCCCGUGGCGUUCUCCACGAUCAACAACUACACCUAUUUGAUCUUUGCUGCCAUCAAUCUUCUUAUGGUCCCUGCCUCUUGGUGGAUCUUCCCCGAGACGGCCGGCCGCAGUCUGGAAGAGAUGGACCUGAUCUUUGCCAAGUCCAGUUGCUGGAACCCCUACGAUGUGGUGCGCAUCGAGAAGAAGACUCCCCGCCGCUACGACAGGGACGGCAACCUGCGCGAGGACCCCGUUUCCGAGGUCGAGCAGCUCGCUGCCGUGGAGGACUUCCAUCCCUGA
Malassezia japonica is the source of this 1560-nucleotide messenger RNA. RefSeq lists its product as uncharacterized. Gene Ontology annotation, cellular component: membrane. Lineage: Eukaryota; Fungi; Basidiomycota; Malasseziomycetes; Malasseziales; Malasseziaceae. The record is from RefSeq and is a predicted model, not a curated record. Gene Ontology annotation, biological process: transmembrane transport; carbohydrate transport. Gene Ontology annotation, molecular function: carbohydrate:proton symporter activity. The coding region runs from base 1 to 1560 and encodes 519 amino acids. The transcript is spliced from 2 exons.